Molecule: messenger RNA, 774 nt
Organism: Parasteatoda tepidariorum (common house spider)
Lineage: Eukaryota; Metazoa; Arthropoda; Arachnida; Araneae; Theridiidae
Product: protein D2
Source: RefSeq, a predicted model, not a curated record
UUUUGUAGAUUUUAUGGGGUGUUAAAGCAUAAAAAUGUACUGUUAAAUUGUUCUUUCUAAGGAGAAAAAAAAGCAUUAAAUCUAGAGUUCAGAUUAAGAGUUAAUUAUCAGAGUUGAUUGUAAACUUUUCUUUAUCUUUUUUUUUCGUACUCUUAGGAAAGAUUGUUUUUUUAAAGAUGGUAGUUCUUGAAAUUUAUCUUAUUUUUGUUCUACUUCCAUACACAGUCUUUUCUGAGUCUUGCAGCGUGGAGUUUAUAAGAUCUGGUUUGGUAUCGAAAUUCAUUCCUACAGCUCCACAAGAAAUAUUAAAGAUCAAAUAUGAAGAUAUAAGUGUUGAAUGUGGAACAAAAGUACAGCAACAUCUUACAUCUAAUCCACCCAAAGUUGAUUUCUCAGCGAAUGAAAAUGAGCUUUACACUCUUUUAAUGAUUGAUCCUGAUGCUCCAACUCCUUUCAACCAUUCUCUCGCCUUUGUUCGCCACUGGGUAGUUGUCAAUAUUCCUGGCAACACGAUCAAUUAUGGAUUUGUAAACACAGAUUAUAUGCAACCACAUCCUGAGAAAGGCGGAGAUCAUACUCAUUAUCACAGAUAUACCUUCCUGAUAUACAAACAAAGCAAGACAGAACCUCAAGAAAAAUAUUCGGGUAGUAGACUCGGCUUUAAUUUGAUGGACUACGUAACAUCGCAUAAGUUGCAAACUUUGCUUGCUGGAAAUUUCAUGCAAGUUCGAGAAGAAAUGUAAAUUUGGAAGAAAAUAAAUUUAAUAAACAAUG